This is a messenger RNA of Drechmeria coniospora, 1620 nucleotides long. RefSeq lists its product as uncharacterized. Lineage: Eukaryota; Fungi; Ascomycota; Sordariomycetes; Hypocreales; Ophiocordycipitaceae. The coding region runs from base 1 to 1620 and encodes 539 amino acids. The transcript has 2 exons. The record is from RefSeq and is a predicted model, not a curated record.
AUGGACGGUCCAGUCCGGGUACGGCUUCUGCGUCUGAUUCGGUUGCUGCGCGACGUUCAUCCCAAAGGCGAUUUCUUUCAUCUCCGUGACGACGGCGAAGGCGCGUUUCGGCUCGCCCCCGUGCGCUCCGGAUUCCCUCCUGUUGAGUCCAUGGCUCUCUCGGCGGCAUCGUUGGAUGCACCAAACUUGCCACUCGCAGCCUAUCGAUCGGUCAACGGUCGGCUCGCCGGUUGCACCUCGCCAUUCACGGCAUUCAGCAUGCAACCCAUGGUGCCCACGCCACCCAUUGUGCGCAUGCAACCCAUUGUCUCCCAUUCACCCCACGCACAGUCUGGCCUGCUCCGGUUCCAUUCUUUCCCGCCCAUGGCAUCGAACAGCAUGUCACGGCCGACGGACAACGGCAGCAACGUCAGCGGCAACGGCACCAGCAGAAGCAUCGGCACCAGCACCCGCACCCCGCUUCCGUCUUCUGCCUCUGCCGACCAGGUUGCACGGCCGCCGGUGCACUAUCCGCCUUGUUCGUUCAAGGGCGCCGGCGACAAGGCACUCUUCUACAAGCUGCGAAGGAUAUACGAGGGCCACGGCGACAGCUGGGACGACGAGUCGCGCUCUGCUUGGUUCCAGAUCAUACCAAAGGCGAAAUCGAGCCAGGCGAAGAACAAGGUGUCGAGCCACAGCGUCGCCCGGCACUUGACCGUCGAGACGGUCACCUGGGCUCACUUUUGCUUCCUCAAGGCCAUCUUCAAGGAGCAGAUCUUUGGCGCACACAAGACGAUCAAGAUCAUCCAGGCAAGGUUCCCGAGCGCCAACCUGGGCUCCUACAAGUUUGACGAAAGUUUCCGGCAGCCGGUGCCGGGCGCGAGACCGGCGUCGGAGACGAGCUCGGGCGGCGCCAUGGCAUCGCCAACGACGGCGCCCCCGGAGGGAAGGCGUCUCUCGACGUCGCAGAGCCCUGCGGACCAGGCCGCUCCGACGCUCGAGGUCGGGCAGGACGACUCGGCGAUAUGCGGUGUCGGUCGGGCGAGCGAGCAGGGGGACAGGCAAGGAGCUGGCUCGGCGACGCUGGCCACGACGGCGGCGUCCGAGGUGAAGACGGAGCCGAGCGGAGAGGGUGGCGAAGAAGCCGGCUCGGCGACGUUGGCGGCGACGGCGGGAUCCGAGGUGAAGACGGAGCCAAAGGGCAGCGGCGGGGAGGUGGUGUCGACUGCCAAGAGCAAGAGGAAGCGGCUUCCGGACUCGGCCAUCGCUCACGUCCUCGUCGGCCGCGACGGAGGGGGCAAGAGGGCGAAGCUCGGCGGAAAGGAGUCGAAGGCGGCGGCCGACGGCGACGGCGACGAGAGGCACAAGCAGCUCAGCGACAGGCUCGCCGAGGUGACGGCCACGGUGGGCAAGCUCGAGGCCAGGGUGGCGAGGCAGAGGCGGACGAUGGCGGAGCUGAAGGCGCACUGCAAACGGCUGUGGGAAAAUCAGCAGCGCAUCCGCAAGUGGGUGACGGCGGCGCAGCGAGACGGGGUGCCGCUGGCAGCCGACGUCUGGGCCGCCAUCCGCAAGGCGCCGCCGACGAGCAACGAGGGCGGCGAAGGGACGGCGACGGCCGAGGACGUCGAGACGGCUCGGUGA